AUGGCACUAAUGAAUAUCAAGGACGCUCAGCGAUUGGCUGAUGACAUCGGUGGUGGCUGGAAAACAAACACCGAUCCCACUGAGAGACGUCGAAUUCAAAACCGGUUGAAUCAAAGAGCCUAUAAACUGCGGAAAAGACAGAUUAGACAGCGCGAGCUCAUAGAAUCCAGUCCUCGGGUGCAAUUAUGCGACACUGGAUUUGGAAUGUUAGUUCCGUCCAGUGCAGCUGAUGCACGGCCGGUCCAACAUUCAUUUGAUUUGCCCCUCACUGUCGAUCACCUGCUAUCAUUGAUCCACUUCAACGUCUGGCGUGCACUUCUUACCAACAGUGGCAGCAUGAGACUCUCCCAUGUUUUCUCAACAUGCCCAUCGGCAAAAGGCUACUUCACACCAUCGCUGUUUCCUUCAGAAAUCCCACCAUCUCUGCGUCCAACAAGCUUACAGCUUAGCGUUCCACACGAGCCGUCUAUUGAUUUUUUUCCUCUUCCUCGAUUACGGGAUAAUCUUAUCCUAAUGGGGAGUAACUUAUUCACAAUGGGUAGCUUUUGUCGAGAUAUGCUUGGGACCUUGUUCCAGAACCACGGUAUUGAUAACAGUGACCGCAAGGGCUUGAUUGUAUGGGGUGAUCCGUGGGAUGUCAAUUCUUGGGAAUGUACGCCAGGCUUUUUGAUGGAAUGGGGCUGGUUGCUGGAAGGGUGUGAUGAGUUACUAUACUCAACUAACCGAUGGAGAAUCUCUCGUGGAGAAGAGCCAAUACUUGCCCAAGUCGGGGCUUCGCUCUCAGCUAGCUAUAGAGAGAAACAAACCAUCGUAGUUGGUCCAGUCAGUUAA
Molecule: messenger RNA, 831 nt
Organism: Penicillium longicatenatum
Lineage: Eukaryota; Fungi; Ascomycota; Eurotiomycetes; Eurotiales; Aspergillaceae
Product: bZIP transcription factor
Exons: 3
Coding region: 1-831 (276 amino acids)
Source: RefSeq, a predicted model, not a curated record